AUGUCGAACAAAGAAAUGGUCGUUGAAAAAGGCGUUGAUUUGAAGCGAUACAUGGGUCGUUGGUACGAAAUAGCUUGUUUUCCGUCUAGGUUUCAGCCAAGUGAUGGCACGAACACAAGAGCAACUUACACUCUCAGAGACGAUGGAAUUGUUGGUGUUUUGAAUGAGACUUGGAGCGGUGGAAAACGAAGCUACAUUGAAGGAACUGCUUAUAAAGCUGAUCCUAAUAGCGAUGAGGCUAAACUCAAGGUCAAAUUCUAUGUUCCUCCUUUCCUCCCAAUCUUUCCCGUUGUUGGUGAUUACUGGAUUUUGCAUCUUGAUCGUGAUUAUCAGUAUGCUCUCAUUGGUCAACCUAGCAGGAAUUAUCUUUGGGUACUAUGCAGGCAACCCCAUUUGGAUGAAGAAAUCUACAACCAGCUUGUUGAGAAAGCUAAGGAACAAGGGUAUGAUGUGAGCAAACUGCACAAGACUCCACAGAGUGAUACUCCACCUGAGCAAGAAGGUCCUCAAGACACCAAAGGAAUUUGGUGGAUCAAAUCCCUCCUUGGGAAAUAA
Messenger RNA from Lathyrus sativus (Indian pea), 555 nucleotides. NCBI's taxonomy places the organism in Eukaryota, Viridiplantae, Streptophyta, Magnoliopsida, Fabales, Fabaceae. The record is from the annotation of a GenBank genome assembly.